AUAUCAUCUGUUUCUGCCUGCACAAUCGUAUCGUACAGAAUGAUUUCGCCUCCACACUUCCACAGUAUGAAACGUUCUCCAUCAUUAUAUCUUGAUCUUCAAAUACCGCCAUAAUGGCAGCGCCUGCGACAGAAGAUCACACUCCACAAACAAUUCAACCUCUAGAUACCUCCAUGAUGGCCGAACCCGAGCCCCGCGACGAUGAAAGGGAACCUACUGUUUGUCUCACAAUACACUUCCGUGGAAGGCCCAAUGAAUUUACAGUCCCGGCAGACUGCACGCUCUCUGAUCUCGCAGAGAUGGUCGCGCAGAUCUAUGGCAUACCUGCCGCAAGGCAGAAGUAUAUGGUUACACCCAAGGAGGGAACCUACAAGCACCCUUUCCCUCCUCUAUCAGCAACCUCUCUACACAACAAGAAGAUAGUGCUUCUCGGGACUCCCGAAAAGGAAAUUGCCGACCUCCAAGAGUCCAUCCGGGAAGCCCAGCGACAGAUGCAACGGCGGCGACUGGCUCGCAGUGGCAAGGCGCCAGCCGUCAGCCGACGAGUCGACUGGAAGAAAGCCGGCGAGGAGGCGCAGUACACGUUUCACGCGAUCAGGCCGCUCGCGUACCUGCCGAACCCGGAGCGGUCGCAGCGCUUUCUGGAGCAGCUGGCCAACGACCCGGGCAUCAAGGCGAGCAUGCGCAAGCACCGCUUCAGCGUCGGGCUCCUGACGGAGAUGGACCCGGCCAUGCACACGACGCACGAGUCGCGCACGCUGGGGCUGAACCGCAACCGCGGCGAGGUGAUCGAGCUGCGGCUGCGCACCGACGCGUACGACGGCUACCGCGACUACAGGACCAUCCGCAAGACGCUGUGCCACGAGCUGAGUCAUAACGUGUGGGGCGACCACGACCGCAACUUCUGGGACCUGACCAAGCAGAUCGAGGACGAGGUCGAGCGCAACGACUGGAGCCGAGGCGGCCGCGCGCUCGGCGACGACGAGUUCUACAACCCGCACGACGGCGGCGUAACGGACGAGGAUCUGGUCGACGAGGGCGGCUGGACCGGUGGCGAGUUCGUGCUUGGUGGACAGGGCGCCGGCAGUCCUGCCGAGGGACUGAGCAGGAGAGAGAUUCUGGCCAAGGCUGCCGAGGAAAGGGCGAGAAAGGCGAAAGACACGAAGGACAAUCGGGGGCCCUCUGCCUCGUCUUGACAAUGGGGCAACCGGCGAUUACACAUUGAAGAGAACAUCAGCUGAAGGUAUGAAAUUUAGGUCUUAUUACAGCAUCGGGAUCAGCAUCAGUAUAGCAGCGGCAUUUCUAGAUGACACGAAGAGGCAAUCGACACCAUCUGAUCCCGUCUAGCUUGUACAUCGAAUUCAAGCACGAGUCAACGAUUCCUCUUUUCCCCACUGCACCCUCCCUUUCCGGUCUUGGUCUCUUCUUGAAGUUUCUGAUCGCUGUCCUUUUCAGCUCGCCCUCGUCCAACGCAGGAGCAGUCAAAAAAGGGAAACAAAAGACCUUUCCGCCAGAUCACCCGAGGCGUGCUGUUCCUAAACGAUCAUGGCUCUCAGCUUCGUGAACACUAACUGCACGCCUAAUCUGCCUCAUACACGGUCAUUGUCCACGGAAAAGGAAUAUCUUUUGUGCCAGCGGGCGCAGAUUGAUGCCGACGCGGGAGCUGAGCUGCUCAACCUGUAAGGUCCACAAUGUGCUGCCGACAUACAAGGAUUGUGGCAGAGUCUAUUAUAGUACAAUCAUGAUAAUGUAUAUUGAGUCAAAGAGUACCUUUUCCCAUUCUCUUUCUUCGACGGGUUUU
Messenger RNA from Verruconis gallopava, 1801 nucleotides. RefSeq lists its product as uncharacterized. Gene Ontology annotation, molecular function: proteasome binding. Bases 114 to 1196 code for a protein of 360 amino acids. The transcript has a single exon. The record is from RefSeq and is a predicted model, not a curated record. NCBI's taxonomy places the organism in Eukaryota, Fungi, Ascomycota, Dothideomycetes, Venturiales, Sympoventuriaceae.